GGCAGUUGAGAGCGAGGGCCGCAGUGAGCAGCACGGCAAAAGCGGAGACAGGCAGGAGAGACCCAGGAAAACGCAACACGUAACAGCGCCGACCAGGUGGAGUGGCGAGAGAGGCAGGACGGGCAGUCAAAGGAUAGGCAUUCAGUGCUGUAUACACAGGGAGCCAACAAAAAUAAAAGAAAAACUAUAACGCCUGCCGCCUGCUUCAGAAGACAUCCCGCACCAUCCCCUGGAACAUGUAGUGGCCGUGCUAGAGCGGCGUUCUGGAUUCUUAUAAUGAUCAUACGCCUGCGGUAUGGAAGACGCCUGCAGACCUAUCUGAAGAUAGGUGCCUGUGUCCUGGUGGGCGUCUGCUACUUUGCCUUCCUCUUCCGCGAGUCCCUCAAUGCCUACGAGCAUCGAGAGCGUGCCACGGCCGCCGAACUGGAGGCAGACGCCGCGGAGCCCUCCAAGCAGCAGCUCAAACUCAAGCGCCAGCAAAUGCAGCGACAAAGACUGCUGGCACAGCAACUGGCAGCGGCACAGGGCAACACUGGGUCCAAUGCCAGCACUGGCACGGCGGCCACCGCUGCUGUAGCUCCACCACCGCCUGCGAGCACACUGAAUCCCGUCUACGAGUACUCCGAGGAGCUGCACAGCAGCACGGAGCGGGAGUUGCAGCGAAGACGCGAACACCUGGCCGCCGUCUGUGAGCGCUACAAGUUGCAGGAAAAGUACCCACCGAAUCCCUGGGAGUUCUUUGUCUCACCGGGCCACAACAAUCUCGUUUGGUGCAAUGUCUUCAAGGCGGCCAGCAGCACGUGGAUGUAUUACUUCAAUAUUCUAGCUGGCUACGAUGUCAAAUAUCUGCAGCGCACAGAGACUCAGCCGCUGGAGCUGGCGCGCAAGCGUUUUCCCCGACCGGAGCUGGCCGAACUGAUGGAACUCCUGCCCAGUGCGUUGUCCUUUCUGUUUGUGCGCGAUCCUUUUGAGCGUAUACUGAGCGCGUACCGCAACAAGCUGGAGGGCAAUCGAAACACCUUCUACAAGGCUUUGGGCACCAAGAUUGUCAAGCGCUUUCGUAACCACAGUCUGGGUGGACCCUGGCCGCGUUGCGGACCCACCUUCGAGGAGUUUGUGCGCUUCCUCAUAGCCGAACGUGACGCCAGCAAGCGUUUCGACGAGCACUGGGCGCCCAUCUACAGCUUCUGUACACCGUGCAGCGUCAACUUUACCAUCAUUGGCAAGACGGAGACGUUCCAGCGCGACUCGGAGUUCAUUAUACGACAGGCGGGCCUGGAGACGCUGCUGCUGGGCCUGGGCAAAUUGCCGCAGCGAAAGCAGCGCAGGAUCGGCAAUCAGGCGCAAAGCGGCAUCAAAUCGGAGGCCGUGGUUGAGCGCUACUUUGCCGAUAUCGAUCGCUCAACGUUGGACCAAUUGCUCAAGAUAUAUCGCAUCGAUUUCGAGCUUUUUGACUACGAUUACCGCAAGUACUACGACAUGGUGCGUCCCUGGAGCCUAGAGCAGAGCACAGCAGGCACGGCAGCAGCUGCAGCUUCCGUUGUGUCUACGAGCACGGCUCUGCCGGCUGCGGCAGCUGGCUCCACGCAAAGCUCAGCGGCGGCGUAGAAUGCAGAAAGCUCAGUAGGAUGUCCCUACCCCUCCCCAAAAUGCGAUGCGUCGUCAAACAAUCUUAUCAUGUACCUUUUUACACACACCGAACAAAAACACUCGAAACGAACCACACAAGCAACCAACCAAAAACAGAACCCAACCGAAGCUAACAAAUCUACCAAAAGUUUAAGGCCAAAAUCAACGUUUUCCAAAAACGCAAAAACAAAAACAAACCAAAGAAACACCAAAACAAACAAACAAAAAAAAC
Molecule: messenger RNA, 1861 nt
Organism: Drosophila guanche
Lineage: Eukaryota; Metazoa; Arthropoda; Insecta; Diptera; Drosophilidae
Product: carbohydrate sulfotransferase 11
Exons: 5
Coding region: 277-1608 (443 amino acids)
Biological process (GO): carbohydrate biosynthetic process
Cellular component (GO): membrane
Molecular function (GO): sulfotransferase activity
Source: RefSeq, a predicted model, not a curated record